AUGCAGCCUCCCCAGACACCCCAGCUGGGUCCUUCUAGAACGCCUCAUCAACAGGGGCAGUUUCCGAGUCUAGGAGGUUUAUACGCCCAUCUUCCUUCUAUGGGAGAAGCUCCAGGCGGAUAUUAUCCCUAUGACACUGCACAAACCCCAACUCCAACCCCUCGGAAUCCUCAUCCUUUUAGCCAGCUACGAGCUGUACAUAGUCCACUCCCUGCCCCAGUGCCCCAGCAUCCGUUCCAUUAUGGGCCUCCAGGGCUUCUCUCUCCUACAUUCUACCCCACUGAAGGUGCCGUGGCUCCUCAGCCUAUGAGAGCCGAAGUUCAGGAGCAACCAGGAAACUUUGAGCAGAUCCCAGACCUGAACAAACCGUUUAGCACAGUUGCUAUGAGGGAGGAGAUGCCUAUUGGCAGUUCUGUGCAUACUCGUCGGCCACCACACUGGGGCGUUGUCAAGAUAUCAAACAUUCCUUAUUCGGUCACCAGAAAUGAGAUCGCGCAAUUUGUAGGGCGCCCAGCGCGCCUUAUCAAAGGAUGCCCAAUCCAUAUUAUAAUGGAGCGCUCAACCGCGAAAACUAUGGACUGUUUCGUUGAAACUGAAACUCCGGAAGCAGCCCAGAGAACAGUUGAUCGAGUUAACAGCAUCUAUGAGACUGGCCGAGCACCCCGUCUUGGUCUUCGCCGUGUAGAUGUGGAGUACAGUAACCAAGAUGCGCUCUUGAAAGAUCUCUUUCCGAGGGCCAAGUGCAUCUCCUGGGAAGAUGGUAUGCCUCAAGAACUUCCAAACACUGAUCCAUACUCCACAGGCUUUUCUGGCUUCAUUACUAGUGAAGAGAUCGUUGGGGCUAUUCGUCAUGCUGAAAUUCCUCACCGUUAUCCAUGGUACGCCACAAGGUUGUACACGGUCGAUGAUCGCAAUCAACUAUUUGAGCUGACGAAUCGGCACUUGAUAUCUCUUGCAUCCCGCAUUGACAGAACUCAAACCAUGGGCCUGGACCAAAAUCUGUUGAGAGAUCUUCUUUAUGCUGGAUUUAAUUGUCCAGCCUUCAAUGAACGCCAGAAAUAUACUCUGUGUGUAAAUUCUAACCUCGCACCAGAGAUCGCUAGGUUUCCAGAUAUCAGCAAGUGGUUUCCGUUCGACACUCUAGUGCAGUUGCCCGACUUCAACAAGGGUACACUCACGUAUUAUGCGAACUUGAUAUCUAGGGGAACGAUCCCCGAUCAUGGGAUCCCCCACCUGACGAACACUUUCCCGCAGGAUAGGGAUGAUCUUCGCUCUCCCUACGGUCGUGUGUGGUUUGAAUGGCCCGCAAAUAUCAGUAGAACGGUCCUCUGGGAAAUAGCUGUUAGAAUUGAGAUGCAAAUACUAGGCAAUCUUGUCCUCACUGGAUGGGUCACCAAGGAUAAUGAAGUCAAGGCUAGACUGGCAGCUGCGGGACCCUCGUCGUCAACCAGACAUGACACUCGACGCACCCUCAGUGGCUCAGUUGCUAGCUCUGAAGAAGGUCUAGGUGUCCAAACAUCCUCCAGGCUUGAUAUAUUCGCCACUCCAUCGCGCCGUGUGACUGAGACUGGCCCAUCUUAUCGUCCGGAGCGGGAAGCGGGGGAUGAAACCCCACGUCCAUUCAAUGACAGCGAUCAAAGUCCUUGGACCCGUAGGCUUCUCAUAUUCCCCCCCGGCACAGCAAGGGAAGGUUUCCAUUUUGGCCAUCGAAACACAAAGUCCUCUCCAGGUAAUCUCACACCUUCGGGUGUUUAAUCUUCGGCUGCACGUUGGAUUUUGGGGUUGAAAUGUCGCUAUCUGGUCUAUCUGUCAUUCUAUGGCAAUAUUUCAACUAAUUCCCCGGUCUUGUUUACACAUCCCAUGGCUUUUUCAAGAUUCAUCAAUCCACUUAUAUUUGCGUUCAGCUCCUACUCACUCAGGACAUCUGGCGUUGCAUUAUCCUUGUAUUCAGGGAUACCGCACUCGAUAAAUUGUCAUCGAUCAGCUGAAGAGACAGCAACAUUCGCAUUGACUAGGUCUGACUUGAAUAGGAUAAUUGGGCAGAUUUGGGCCGGCGCAGGAAGCACGUUUUUGUCAUGCUUUGUCUCUCCUUUUCUUAGUUUUGCUUGUACUUUCAUUCUCCUUUCCAUUGUUCCUCUAGGUUUUAAUCGGCUCUUGUCAUAUUCAUGACAUGAGACCUAGUCUUACACCAUGAGGUUCGAAGUCGAGAGCUUUUCAGUUCACUUCUUUUGUCUCUUUUUUUUUAUUCUGUUGCAUUGUCAUUUUC
Messenger RNA from Aspergillus pseudotamarii, 2266 nucleotides. RefSeq lists its product as uncharacterized. Gene Ontology annotation, molecular function: nucleic acid binding. The transcript has 4 exons. Lineage: Eukaryota; Fungi; Ascomycota; Eurotiomycetes; Eurotiales; Aspergillaceae. The coding region runs from base 1 to 1755 and encodes 584 amino acids. The record is from RefSeq and is a predicted model, not a curated record.